UUGGAUAAGAGCUCUAUUAUAAAAAUAAGUUAAGUUAAGGCAUCAUUAAAUGUCUUAUUAUUUAUUGUCUAUGGCCGUUUGGAGCUCCGCUUCGUACUUGCAUCAGUGAAAAUGCAGGAAAGAGUAUUAAGAGGCGAAUGGUCGUAACAAUUUGGGGGCCUGUCCGGGAUUUGUUUUGCCGAGUAAAUCAAAGAGACCGGUAUAAGCUAAAGUUAUUUUGCGGGGUUUUGCAUAAUUUUAUUUUUUGUAUAAUUAUCUGAAUAACUAAAAUUUGUGCGAAUUUAUUCUAGGAAGUUGUCAUAAAUUUAUUUUUCCGUAUGUUUAUUAGUAUUUUGCCGUGAAGUGAAGUGUUAAUGUUAAAAAUACGGCGCUGUGCACGUUAAGAACAAUCGGAUUACGUAUUAAGAGUAAUUUUUGUUUGUUAAAGUGAAUGCUUUCGCUCAUUUUACUUAGUUUACAUUUUAAAGUUAAAAUCUUCUCUAUCGUAUAUACGUUUUGAAGUUAAAAUUUUCUCUAUUGUAUAGUUUUGAAUAUGGAUCCUUUCAGCAUUAGUGAAUUUUCUAGUAACCCAAGUGUGCAUUAUUUGCGUAAUCAUCGUAUGAGAAAGGAUGACUGGAUUGCUAUUGCUGUGAAGUAUGACUUUUCUGUUAAAAAGGUGUGGAGGAAAUCUCAGAUUAAGAAUUUUGUUGUUAAUGCUUUGGUUGAGACGGAGACUUUGCCUGAGGAAGCUUUUGAUUUAUUAGAUGAAGAGGGAUCCCAGUUAACUCUCAAGCAGGUAGAAUUGCAGUAUGCUCGUGAAAAAGAGGAGAGAGAUAGACAAGAGAGGAGAGAGCGUGAGGAGUUGGAGAGGAAAGAGAAGCGAGAGCGUGAGGAGUUGGAGAGGAAAGAGCGGAGAGAGCGUGAAGAGUUAGAGAGGAAGGAUAGGAUAGAGCGAGAGGAAAGAGAGCACAGAUAUCAAUUAGAGCUGUUGGAGAAAAAGAGAACGAUAAAAGAUAACGUGAGCCAAGGCGAUGAAAGUGAACAGGUAAUUGAUGUUGUUAAGGCUUCUAAAAUGAUUCAGUUGUUUGAUGAAGCGGAUCCAGACGAGUUCUUUAUGCUUUUUGAAAGACUUGCGCUUAAUUUGAAGUGGCCUAAGCGUUUAUGGCCCGUAAUUUUGCAGCCGUCAUUAAAGGGUAAAGCUAGAACAGUUUUCUUGUCGUUAACAUCUAGUGAGAGUAAUGAUUACGACUUUAUUAAGGAUAGUAUCCUGAAAGCCUAUGAGCUUACGGCUGAAUAUUAUCGUCUCAAGUUUCGUAGAUAUAAGAAGUUUGAUUCACAUUCAUACAUUGAAUAUUCACAUAAUCUUGUUAAAUUACAUGAUAAAUGGUAUACAGCAGCAAGUGUCACUACCUUAGAUGAAUAUAGGGAGCUCAUUUUACUUGAACAGUUCAUUAGAGGUGUUCCUAUUGAUGUUCAGAGAUACCUAUUUGAGCGUGAGGUUACAACUUUACAAAGAGCAGCUGUGUUAGCUGAGAAUUACAGUUUAAUUAAACCACAUCAACAAAGUCAAAGACAAUCCAAGAAAUCUCCAGGUAAUGUAUCAGAGGAGAAGAAAUCCUCUGGCUCAUACAGUAGAAGUCUGUCUGAGGUUAGGUGUUACAAAUGUAACCAGCUUGGUCACAUGAAGGCAAGAUGUCCUAGUAAUUAUAAGGAGGGGAAGAGAGAAUCUUCGGGAUCAAAUAUGGCAAUUAGGAAGGUCCGGCAGGAAAUUCCUGUUUCUCAUUGUGAUAGGUUAGAUAAUGAGUUUGCUCCUUUCAAGUUUGAUGGGGUUGUGUCAGUGUCAGAUGACCUAAGUAAAUGUGUGCCUGUUAGGAUAGUACGGGACACUUGUUCUUCUAAUAGUCUAAUUGUAAAAGAAAAGGUUCCUGGAUUGGAAAAGAAUUUUACAUCAGAUAGACUGGUUGUUAGAAGUUUGGGUGGACUGGUAACAGUUCCCUUGUGUAGGUUAUAUCUGCAUUGUGGUUUAUUAACUCGUUAUGUCACAGUUGGGGUGGUGGAUGAAUUGCCUAUUCAAGGCGUUGAUUUUCUAAUGGGGAACGACUUGGCAGGAGGGAAGGUUGUACCUAGUCCCAUAGUUGUUGACACUCCAUUAGAGGUAAGCCCUGUAGAAGAUCCAGUAUUGUAUCCUUCUUGUGUUGUACAGCGUAGCAGAAGUCUGGCUGUGGUAGAAGUCCCACGAGAGCGUGGAACAGAUGUGACUAAGGACGUCAAUGUAAGUACUACUUCAGGUACUGAAGAAAAAGAUGCUGUUGGCACAGUUGACGUAGAUAUCAAUAUUGAUAGUUUAUUCCAAACUGAUAGUUUUGAAGGUAAUGUAAAAGAGAAAGAAAGUGUGCUAGAUGGCGACGAGGAUGAAACUAAGUUUGCUUUGAAGACUGGUAACGUAGUAUUGGUAAAUACUCUGAAGUCAGUUGAAAAUGAAAUUAAUUUAAGUAAUGUUUCUGAUUGCUCUGAUAAUCUUUUUGAUAUGAAAUGUUCUGAUAUUAUAAAAGCUCAACAGGAAGAUUUGUCUUUGCAGUCUAUUUACAGUGAAGUUGUUGCAGAAGACCAGAUCAAUAUGGAGCCAGUAUGCUAUUACUUGAGGAAUGGACUACUAAUGAGAAAGUUCAGAUCUUUGCAUACUCCGGCAAGUUCAACUUGGGAAAUCAGGAAUCAGAUUGUCAUUCCAGCGAGCCUAAGGCAAAAAGUAUUACAAAUGGCACAUAAUGUAUCUUCUUCACACUUAGGAAUAAGGAAGACUUUGAGUGCAGUUCUUCAACUCUUUUACUGGCCUGGGAUAAGGAAAAGUGUCACAGAGUACUGUAAGUCUUGUGCAGUAUGUCAGCUGGUUGGUAAGCCGAAUCAGAUAAUAAAACCUGCCCCUUUACAGCCUAUCCCUGUUUUACCUGAGCCUUUUGAUAAAGUCAUAUUAGACUGUGUGGGUCCUUUACCCAAAAGUAAGAAGCAGAAUCAAUAUAUGAUUACAAUGAUGUGCAGUUCCAUUCGUUAUCCUGAUGCCUAUCCACUUAGGAACAUAAGUUCUAAGACACUGAUCCCAGUUUUAAUAAAAUUUUUCACUCAGUAUGGUAUCCCCAAGAUUAUCCAGACUGAUAGAGGAAGUAACUUUACCUCUGAUUUAUUUAGACAGGUUAUGGCAGCUAUGAGCAUUAAACAUACUUUGUCCUCAGUAUACCACCCAGAGAGUCAAGGAGCCCUGGAACGAUUCCAUCAGACGCUGAAGGAUGCCCUUACGAAGUACUGUCAGGAACAUCAGACAGACUGGGAUGAAGGAUUACCAUUCGUGUUGUAUGCCAUCCGCAACACUCAACAAGAAAGUCUUGGAUAUUCCCCAGCCGAGUUGUUAUAUGGAAGGAAAGUGAGAGGUCCUUUGGAGAUACUCUAUGACAUGUGGACGGAUCAGUCGAAAGAGGUAACAUUAGGAGAUUAUGCUAAGAACUUACAAGGUAAGCUAGAGAGCUCUCGUAAAUUUGCACAUGACAAUCUAAGCAUAGCUCAAGAUAAGAUGAAAUUAAAUUUUGAUAAUAAGGCUGAGACACGAAGCUUUAGGCCAGGUGAAUCUGUUUUAAUGCUAGUACCCAUAAGGAAAACCUUUGAGAAUAGAUAUGAAGGUCCUUAUACAGUGAUAAGCAGAAACAAGGAUAAUUAUGUCAUCUCGACUCCGGGAAAGAGGAAAAGCGAGAAGAUGGUACAUAUAAACCUACUAAAAAAGUUUGAGACCCAAUGUGACAAUGUCAGCUUGAUUUGCAAGUCAUCUGUGGAAGAUAAUGUGAAGCUUAAUGAAGCAGGUUUUCCAGAUCGAAGUAAAAGCAUACCUCUAAAUAAUACACUUGCAUUAAAUAACAUUGACUGUAAACUUAAUCAUCUCUCAUCUCAACAGGCUAGUGACUUGAAAAAGUUAUUGGAACUUUUUCCAGAGAUCUGUGGAGAUGUGCCUGUCCAGACAUCAAUGGUAGAUUAUCAGCUAGAACUUAAGCCAGGUACAGAACCUCAGAAGAGUGCCCCAUAUAGAGUUUCCCCUCAAAAGAGAGCCAUACUAAAGAAGGAAACUGACUUUUUGCUACAACAUGGUUUUGCGGAGCCAAGUAUUAGUCCUUGGGCAUCGCCAUGUGUUUUAGUCGAGAAACCAGAUGGCUCCUAUAGACUCUGCACUGACUUUAGAAGACUAAAUGAGGUAACUGUAUCGGAUUCUUAUCCAUUACCAAGGGUGGAUGACCUCAUAGAUCUGAUACUUGGCUGGACCAUCUUUCUAUGCUGAAGGAUUUAUUUAGCAGGUUAAGACAGGCUUGUUUGACAAUCAACUUAACCAAGAGUGAUUUCGGCCAUGCGAAGCUACAAUACCUUGGGUAUGUGAUUGGCAGCGGCGAGGUAUCCCCAGUUGCAGCCAAAGUAGACGCCAUCACCAAG
Molecule: messenger RNA, 4443 nt
Organism: Macrobrachium nipponense
Lineage: Eukaryota; Metazoa; Arthropoda; Malacostraca; Decapoda; Palaemonidae
Exons: 2
Coding region: 533-4294 (1253 amino acids)
Biological process (GO): DNA integration
Molecular function (GO): nucleic acid binding; zinc ion binding
Source: RefSeq, a predicted model, not a curated record